Brassica napus (rape) is the source of this 2201-nucleotide messenger RNA. Its product is annotated as peroxidase 41-like. Gene Ontology annotation, molecular function: heme binding; peroxidase activity. Gene Ontology annotation, biological process: response to oxidative stress; hydrogen peroxide catabolic process. The transcript has a single exon. NCBI's taxonomy places the organism in Eukaryota, Viridiplantae, Streptophyta, Magnoliopsida, Brassicales, Brassicaceae. Bases 826 to 1881 code for a protein of 351 amino acids. The record is from RefSeq and is a predicted model, not a curated record.
UACGAAGAAUUGUUUGCAAUCAGGUUCCUGUUUCUAUAAAAGCACAUACAUAUAUUUUCCUUUCUCAAAACUUUCAAAGAACUUAGAUAAAAUACUUACCCAUCCAAACGAUAUCUUUCAAGUUCGGAAGCCAUAGAUAGCUUCGUAAAAUAGAUGCGGAUCCCUUCAGGCCAGAUAAUAAGAAAGAGAAUUAACAUUAUCUCUUGCCUGUUGGAUCAGAAAGUAAUCAAUCGUGUAGUAACUACACGUGCUACUGAUUACCCAAAAAAAAAACUACACGUUCUACUGCUGCCAUGAUCUAGGUGAUGAUUGUUUUACUUGUUUUUAGUUUUUGGAUUUUAGUUUUGUUUUGUAAAAUAUUUUAUGCUAUUAAAUACUCCCAACUUAUCUCCUAUUUUAUCUCCCCCCACUAACCCAUAUCUUGGCGAACGCCCAAAGUCUUGUUCUUUUUCUACUCUUACAAUUUUUUGUUAAACUCUUUCAACACAGUUUUUAAAAAUAUUACAAAUUUGACUCUUUGUGGCUUGGAGUAGCGCAGUCUGGCGUCCAUUCUCAUCAUGUGGUAAAAAACCUCAUUUGAAUUACCAAUAAGAUUGCUCUAAUUACAAUAUAAUAUACUAUAUAUAGAGGAAAUACAAAUAUAGGAAGUAGAAGAAACAUAGGAAAGUCCAACCACACGAACAUGCUUCUACUUUUUCUCGACAACAAUCAAAUAGAGAGGUCUACCUCGUAGAUAUCUCUUAAUAUAGAUUACACUUACAUAUUCAACGAAAAAAAAAAAAAAUUCAACGAAGCAUCUUAUAAUUGUAGAUCGAUAUACGUCUCAUGAUAUUCACAAUGUCAUCGUUUCCUCCCGUUAUCUUCCUCGUCCUAGUCUUUGUCCCUUCCAUAUUAUCAGCACCGGUGACAAGUUUAACCAAAGACUAUUACCAAGAAACGUGUCCUGAUUUCAGUAAAAUUGUUCGUGAAACCGUUACGACCACGCAAGGCCCGCAGGGGAGGACAGCUGCUGGAAUACUCCGUCUCUUUUUCCACGAUUGUUUCUUAGAAGGAUGUGACGCGUCCGUACUAAUCGCUAAAAAUGCUUUAAACAAAUCUGAACGCGAUGAUGAACUCAACCAUUCUCUUACGGAAGAAACGUUUGAUAUCGUGACUCGCAUCAAAGCAGCUCUUGAAGAGUCUUGUCCCGGUGUUGUGUCUUGCGCAGACAUCUUGGCUCAGUCCACGCAUGACGUUGUCACAAUGAUUGGUGGGCCUUCCUACGAAGUCAAGUUAGGUCGUAAAGAUGGGUUUGAGUCGAAAGCUCAUAAAGUUAGAGAAAACUUACCAUUACCAAACCACACGGUCGACGAUAUGAUGUCGUUAUUUCAAAAGAAAGGUUUCACUCUAAAGGAGAUGGUUGCACUAAGCGGCGCACACACUAUCGGAAUUUCUCACUGCAAAGAUUUCAUCAGCCGGGUCAUUGGGCCACAGCCUGAUCCAGAUAUCGAAGCACGAUAUGCUGAAGUUCUUAAAAGUCUAUGCAAGGAUUACACAGUGAAUGAAACGAGGGGCUCGUUUCUUGAUCCGGUGACGCCAGACAAAUUCGAUAAUAUGUAUUACAAGAACUUGGAAAAAGGGAUGGGACUGUUAGCUUCCGACCACAUCUUGUUUAAAGAUAAUAGUACGAGACCGUUCGUGGAGUUGUAUGCGAAAGACCAGACAGUUUUUUUCGAGGAUUUUGCACGUGCCAUGGAGAAACUAGGCAUGGUCGGUGUUAAAGGCGACAAAGAUGGAGAGGUGAGACGCAGAUGUGAUAACUUAAACAAACCUAACGGUUCAGUGGCGGAGCCAGAAAAAAGUUUUACCGGGGGCAAUAUAAGUUUUGAACUUAAUUUAUAAGGGGCAAUAGUAGAAAUUUUACCAUCUAAACCAUAUAAAUUUUGAAUAAUCAAUGAAAAUGCACAAAAAAUCAAUAUUUUAUAAGGGGCAACUGCCCCCCUUCCUCUCUACCUCCCUCCCUCUGCCACUGACCUAACGUAUAACUAACGUUAAGAGUAUAAUUGAGUUCAGUUUUUGUUUUGUUUUGAAUGAUGUAUAUAUAAGUUAACGUAACAGUUCCCAUAGUGUAAUGAUAUAUAUGUUUUGUAUUGGACUUUGAAUUUUUGUAUGUUAAUUGAAAGUUCUUAGUUAUUAGUUAUUACUUUGCGGAGGAAUAUAAA